AUGUAAGAUACUAUCAAUAUAAUGAACAAAGAAAUAGAUGAAUAUUUCUUAGACAAUGUAAUUGAGGUAAAAAAGAUUUAUAAUAAGUUUUUACACCAAGCAGUUAAGAGCGAAUUUGAAAAAAUGAUAGUGAAACACCCUUAUAUGGAUGGGAUUAACUUAGUAAAGCAUUUAUUUCAUGGAACAAGACAAAAUGAUCCCUUUAAAAUAUACUCAUUUGAGCAUGGAUUAGAUAUGAGGUAUAGUAAUAAUGGUGUUAAUGGGAUAGGGUUGUAUUUUGCAGAUAAUUCAAAUUAUUCUCAAUCCUAUUGCCAUACCAAUAACGUUGGAAUAAAGUAGCUGUUUAUGUGCACUGUUAUUACAGGUUUGUCAUCAAAUUAAGGAGGUGGAAAAGGUGCAAGAAUGCCUGCACCAAUACCAGGUAAAUAAGGAGUACUUUAUGAUUCAUUUAAUAAUGGAAAUAAAGGUCAUUAUGUUAUAUAUGAUAAUCAAAAAUCAUACCCAGGUUAUUUAAUUUCUUAUAAAUGA
Molecule: messenger RNA, 528 nt
Organism: Stylonychia lemnae
Lineage: Eukaryota; Ciliophora; Spirotrichea; Sporadotrichida; Oxytrichidae
Source: the annotation of a GenBank genome assembly